UUCUGCGGUAAUUUUGUGUUCAGCAUCAAUGUGGCGAUCUCUCGCCUUGCGAACCCUAAUACGGUCGGCGGCAGCCUUCACGCCGUCAUGCUCAGCCUUCCUCCCCUCCCGCCCCGCCUCCUGCCUCGACGUGGUUCGCUUCCGAUCCGAUACCUCCGCCAAGGCGCUCGUCUUCGAGGUCGAUCUCGACCCCGAGGGCGGGUCCGGACCGAGCGAGAUUGAAGUCCUGCGGAGGCACCGCAUCGUUGACGAACUUAUGCACUUCAUGGUCGUCAGCCAGUUCGCCCCCGAUUGGCUUCCGUUCGUCCCCGGCGGAUCCUUUUGGGUUCCGUCCCAGAAGCCACGCCCCCAUGUCUCCGAGGUCAUCACCAGCUUUGAGCAUGUCAGUAGUGAGGAUUGGAAGCUCAGAAAACCGCUCUCGAAGGAGGAGGAGUUGUCAUUCACCACCGAAAGGGGUUGGCCCUCUUCAGCCUAUUUUUUCGAGGGUCCAUCAUCUUCACAAGCAAAGAGACCACAAAAAUCUGCCGAGCCACAAACUGACGAUGAAGACAACUGACUCUCAUCCAAUACUUACAGGGAGUGACCUACCAGGAUAAGCAUUAUCGGGCAAGGAAUUAUAAUUGAAAUUUAUUGUAUAAAACAAUACAUCAUACCUCGUUGUGGUGAAAUUUGAAGGAGAGAAACCAUUGGAUGAAGGAAUUCGUCUCUUGCUGCAUGUGAGAAGGUUACAAUGAUGAAUGAUUUUCGACGAUUCCACAAAUCAAAUCCCGUCGUCU
Zingiber officinale is the source of this 776-nucleotide messenger RNA. RefSeq lists its product as uncharacterized. The transcript is spliced from 3 exons. The record is from RefSeq and is a predicted model, not a curated record. The coding region runs from base 29 to 556 and encodes 175 amino acids. Lineage: Eukaryota; Viridiplantae; Streptophyta; Magnoliopsida; Zingiberales; Zingiberaceae.